AUGUACCGGUACCUGAUACGGGACCAGACCAGGGAACCGCCGGACGUGCUAACAACCUCUUCAACCUCCACCUCGUCCAGUUCGUCGAGCUCGUCGACUUCCUCAAGCUCAUCGAGCUCUACUACCACCCAGCCUCAACCGACAACCACUAGCGACGCCCCUACUACAUCAUCCGCUCCUGAAACUUCUACCAGCACGACCGAGGAUUCCACGACCUCCCCCGUCGUCACCUCGAUAAUCACGCAGUCACCUACCGACGGGACCACGGGACCACGCACUCUGACAAUCACGUCAACUGCCACCUCUCUCCCAACCCUCUCCACCGGGGACUCAGCGGGCAGUGCCUCGGCCACGGGCGCGUCAUCCGCUACAGCAUCGGCUACCAGUACGGCUGCAGGCGCAGCCGGGGGCUCUGGGCUUUCGGCUGGUGGCACAAUAGCUGUUGCUGUCGUUGUGCCCGUUGUUUCCGUUGCUCUGAUCAUUCUUGCCGCGUUGUACUUCUGGAGGAAAUGGAAGGCGAAGAAGGCGGCCGAAGAAGAACGACGGAAGGAGGUGGAGGAAUACGGAUUCAAUCCGAACAAUGAUCCGACGCUUCCUCCUGUUAUGGGCGGCAGUGCCUACGAGCCCAAGGACGAUACUUCUGGAUACAGAGGCUGGGGGACGACUUCUGCGGGUCGCAAGGCGUCGACAAAUCUUUCUAGCAGUGCCGGAGUUGGGCUCGCCAUGUCUGAAGCCGGAAGCGCGCCUGGUUACCACCAUGCCGCUACCCCGAGUGACGGCACUAUCCAAUACUCCGAAGGGCAGGCCGCUGCAGAGACUGAGCCAAUCGGGGUCCUAGGCGCAGCUCCGGUCGCAGCAGCCAAUACCCGCAAUGCGGACAUUCAUCGAGGCCCCUCGAACGCCUCGUCAGCGUAUUCUGCGGCAAACCGGUCAGAGGCCUCGGAAGAGAGUCAUAUGUCUGCAGCCCGUCACAACAGCGCCUUUUACGAUGACAACCCGUAUUACAAUGACAUGCAACCGCAAUAUGGGGCGUACGGUGAUGGUCCUUACAGCGGCAACCAACCCGUAAUCCGCGAUGUCCAGGCACGGCGCAAUACGCGAAUCGAGAACCCGGCUGUGUUCCCCCGGCAAGGAAACGCCGGUAUCGCCCAGAACUUCUAA
Molecule: messenger RNA, 1161 nt
Organism: Aspergillus steynii IBT 23096
Lineage: Eukaryota; Fungi; Ascomycota; Eurotiomycetes; Eurotiales; Aspergillaceae
Exons: 2
Coding region: 1-1161 (386 amino acids)
Source: RefSeq, a predicted model, not a curated record